AUGUCUUCAGGCUCUUCGGGCAACAAUGGGACUUUGAUAGUAGCGGGUCCCGACACCAUCCAAGUGGCGGACUUCUAUGUCCAUGCCUCGAUUUUACAUCCUCUCGUCAUUGGAUCCAUAGCCAUUGUUGUCUUGUUCACAUCACUCCGCUUCUUUAGCAACCGCUCGAUUGCAGCCAUGAAUGUGACAGACUGGAUUGCAAAUGUUGCAAUUGGUUCGACGUUGGCUGGAAUCGUCAAUGGCAACUCCCUCGCUCGAGGCAUGAUCGGGCUUUGCACUAUUCUCGGCUUUCAGUAUCUGAUGUCCUUUAUCGGUGCCCGUUUACCAUCCCAGCAUGCGUGGAUCCUUUCGUCGCCGCCCAUCAUCAUCGCUUUUCGUGGAAAGCUCUUGACUAAAGUCAUGUCAAGGCAUCGCAUCUGCCUGGGCGAUCUAUAUGCCUUUUUACGGCAGAAGAACAUCUUGGACUUGUCUGAAAUCGAGUGUGUUUUUAUCGAGGCCAAUGGAUCGUUUACCAUAUAUACGAGGGCGCAAGUUGGAGAUCGCAAGAAGGUGGAUGUCUUGCUGCAGGUGCCGAGUUACAAGGCGCUGUGUGAUGAUGCUGAUGAGAGGAUUGCAGAGAACACUGGGGACAAAGACGGAUUGAAGGCCUGCGAUGAUCAACAAAACCACCUUGCUGGCGACGCUUGCUGA
Molecule: messenger RNA, 690 nt
Organism: Aureobasidium namibiae CBS 147.97
Lineage: Eukaryota; Fungi; Ascomycota; Dothideomycetes; Dothideales; Saccotheciaceae
Exons: 1
Coding region: 1-690 (229 amino acids)
Source: RefSeq, a predicted model, not a curated record